AUGACUACAACAACUUUUCUGCAAUUUGCUAGGCAAGCUGCCGUCCUCAUCACCGGCUGCACCGGAGGCAUCGGGCAGGCGACUGCAUGCACCUUUGCCCGCUCCGGCUGCUCAGUAGCAGUGCACUACCAGGCGGCAUCCUCGCACGCCAAGGCAGAUACGCUCAUCUCCGACCUCAAGGCCAUUGCCAGCUCCGACGCGCGGUUCGCCAUCUUCCACACAGACCUGUCAAACUACGAUGAGGUGCGCCGCCUCCAUGCUGAGGUUGUGCAGCAGAUCGGGCAUCCGGACAUCCUCUUCGCAAACCACGGCAUCGCGGGGCCUAAGAUUGGCCCGCUGGGCAAUAUCAAUGACGUGCCCAUGGAGGUGUUCAAAGAGAUGUGGCGGAUGAACACCGGCACGAGCUACAUGCUUGCGCAGCUCUGUGUGCCACACAUGGAAGCGCAGAAAUAUGAACAUGCCAUUUUCACGUCGAGUAUCGCUGCAGGUAAUUCACUGCAUCGGGCACUCGUCCGACGCCACUGA
Molecule: messenger RNA, 525 nt
Organism: Sparassis crispa
Lineage: Eukaryota; Fungi; Basidiomycota; Agaricomycetes; Polyporales; Sparassidaceae
Product: 3-oxoacyl-reductase
Exons: 4
Coding region: 1-525 (174 amino acids)
Source: RefSeq, a predicted model, not a curated record